Messenger RNA from Miscanthus lutarioriparius, 1089 nucleotides. The record is from the annotation of a GenBank genome assembly. Lineage: Eukaryota; Viridiplantae; Streptophyta; Magnoliopsida; Poales; Poaceae.
AUGGCGACCCCCACGACGCCACUCGGCGGCGCGUCUCCGUCGGGCCGCGUUCUGGGCCCGGCGCUGGACCGGAUCAUAAAAAACGCCGCGUGGCGGAAGCACUCGGCGCUCGUGGCCGCGGCAAAGGCGGCACUCGACCUCCUCUCCUCAUCGCCGGAAUACCCGUCGCCGGACCCUACAUCGCCGCAAUCCUCGCCGUUGCUCGGCCUGCCCUCCGCCGCCGCCGACGCGUCCCUCCACGCGCUGCUGCUCGCUCUCGAGUCCGCUUCGCCCAAGGUUGCUGACCCCGCUCUCGAUUGCGUCACCAAGCUCCUUUACCACCGCCUCCUCCUCGGCGACCUCGGCUGCGCCGGCGCCGGCGACGAUCCCUCUUCCCCCACCUCCAGGCUCCUCAACGCCGUCCUCACCUGUGGCGCGCUCUCUGAUGAUGCAAUGGAGCUUGCCACCCUCCGUGUCAUCGUCGCCGCCGCGCGGUGCCCCACCGUCGCCAUCCGCGGGGAGGGCCUCGGCCAGGUGCUCAAGACCUGCUACAACAUAUACCUCAGCAGCAGCAGUGGCGCCAAUCAGCUCUGCGCCAAGCUUGCGCUGGCGCAGGUGCUGGUGAUUGUGUUUGCACGCGUGGAGGUGGAUUCGAUGGACGUGCGCGUUCGGACGGUGUCGAUCACGGACAUGUUGGACGUGUCUGACCGCAACCUGAACGACUCCAGCAUCGUGCAGGUGGCUCAGGGGUUUAUAAACGAGGCUAUGGAGGGGAGUGAUGCCCCAGAGCCAGGGUCACAUUUGGAGCCAACUGAGGUGGAUGGAAAGGAGGAUGUUGGGAUGAGCAAGACCAGAGAGGAUGGGCUUGCGCUCUUCAAGAACCUGUGCAAGCUAUCAAUGAAGUUCUCGACGCCAGAUAACCCUGAGGAUCAGAUGUUGCUGCGGGGCAAGGUGUUGUCUCUUGAGUUGCUGAAAAUGGUUAUCGACAAUGCCGGCCCUUUCUGGAGAACAAAUGAAAAGUAUGACCCCAUACCUGUAGUUGUUUCCAGCUUUGUAGAUUUCAAUUAUUUAAGUAUAAAUUUUAUAGAACUACAACUAUUUGGCACUUAG